Molecule: messenger RNA, 3692 nt
Organism: Thunnus maccoyii (southern bluefin tuna)
Lineage: Eukaryota; Metazoa; Chordata; Actinopteri; Scombriformes; Scombridae
Gene: fam234a
Product: family with sequence similarity 234 member A
Exons: 12
Coding region: 539-2191 (550 amino acids)
Molecular function (GO): protein binding
Source: RefSeq, a predicted model, not a curated record
CUACUUCAAAUGAGGGAACUUUUCAUAGUAACGUUGCUUCGUAUUCCUGCUGUUGUGUCCCUCUUGCUGCUCAACAAGUUAGCAAACUGACGUUAACUUGAACUUCUUGGACGAAACAUCCUUAAUGAGCAACUUAGCUAAAAUUUUGUUUUUAGGUGAUUUUGUUAGCAGACGUGCCUGCUACAUACAGGUAACCAUAAGUUUAUAGUACACGGCGUUAUUCCGGUGGAGUAAUAAGCCUAUGACUGCAUGACAAAUAACUGGGUGUGCUGCGGUUUGUUGUUGUGCUGAGAAAUCUCUGGAGUCAGUGCUGGCACGUCUGAAUAGGCUCAGACCCACAAAGGUUGAUGCAGCAGAAAUAGCUGGACUCACAGACACUGCUGCCUUCAGUAUUUUUUGAUGUACUAUAUCUGUGAUUGCCAGCGAGUUUUAUUGCUGGCUACUUUGCAGGUUUGUAGCUCACUCUGAGCUCGGACAGACACAGAGGCAGACUGUUUGUCAUCCUAGGUUUGUGGGCUGGUAAUGCAUUGAGGAACCAAUGGAGACCACAGACCGUGCCACUGAAGGCGACCCCCUGAAGAGGGGAGAGGACGGGGUGGAGACAGGAACAACACCUCCAGCAACAGAGCUGAAGAGGAAGACUUGUAAGGAAGUCUUGGGCUUUUCUAAACUGACCCACUGGAGAACUGCGGUCUUCUUCCUCUCCUUGUUUAUCUGCCUCACCAUUGUGUUUGCCUUCUCCUUCAUCAUCCCCUGUCCCGUCAGACCACAGUAUAUGAGUGCCUGGAACAGGACUUUCUCUGAAGCAGCAACCUAUGAUUUCUUAGCUAUUGAAGAAGCAAGCAAAGACAAGGUGUUGGAUGUCCUGUUUGUCCUUAAGGACACAGAAGGCAGUCAGAACAAUACAUGCAGCGACGCAGGUCUGCCCUCGCCAUGUGUGUUUGUCCUAGCAGUGGAUGGGACAGAUGGUGAAACCUUGUGGGAACGUGCAUUUAAACCUGAGUUCCACUGGGCCCAGUGUGGUAUGGAUGAAGAGACAGGCAGGACCUGGCACUGUCUGCUGUCCCACUCAGACAAACUGUCAGCCAUUGACAAAUUCACUGGUGCAGUCAGGUGGCAGCAGACUCAGCCUCCUGGUCUGCACACCACCUUGCCUGUGCUCAGUGUCCCAGAUCUGGAUGCGGACGAGAUCGGCGAUGUGGCUCUGGUGGCUCCUGACGACACACAGACUCAGCUGAUAUUCCUCUCAGGGCAGACAGGUGACCAGAUUGGCUCUACCGUGGUUCUUGAUUCUACAAAAACAACCAAUCAUCUCCUCUAUCGCACUACAGAAGGUUCUCACUAUGUGCUGCUUCAAAACGAUACUGGCUUGUAUGGAUUGGCACUUUGGAGGAUCGCUGCCAAAGCUAAAGCGGGGUUCGAGGUGGGCCUCAAGAAGGAUAAACACUGGGAGAAAAGUGCCAGUAUCACAUCUGAUCUUGUACCAGUCUACUUGUCUGACUCAGUAAAACAAGUGCUGAAAAUAGGAGAAACAGAUGAUCACUCCAACCUGCUGCUUGUGACUGGGAAUGAGGUGGCUUUAGUUGAUGGAAAAAAUCUGGAGCUACUAUGGAGUUUCAAUACCAGCUCAGUCCUCGGUAAGCCCUCCUUCGGUCACUUCAACAAAGAUGGUGUACUCGACGUUGUGGUUGAGGAGUAUAUUGGCAACUACACAAAGAGGAUAUUAAUCCUGGAUGGGAAGUCUGGCGGUGUGCUGUGGGAAGUCAACCUUUUGGCCAGUCCUAAUUCACCCCGACCCGCCUCCAUACACACCACCAACAGUUUCUCCAUCUUCAUGUUUUGGGGCAUGAUGCCCUCAGAAACCAACUCUUCUGUACAUGUAACUGGUGAACGACGUUCUUACAUGCUGCUUCCUCUGUAUUCCAAAGUUCUCCUCGAGUCACCCAAUAUCAUGGACCACAUAGUAACAUUUAAAGCUACGCUGUUGGAGCGUGGACGUCACGCUGCCUACUUCCUGCUGACAGGUCCACCUGACAGGACAGAAGGAGCUGAAGGCACGGUUGUCCUCAGCAAGCGUAAGCUGAAGCAGGACGUCCCUUCCAGCAAUGUCCUCCGUAUCGGCACCAGCGGACCAGAGACCAAUGAGGACAUCAAAGAAGCCUUCAACCGACUCCGCUUCAGCGAUCAGUGAGAGGACCAACUGUAACAUGCACCUUUUAGCUCCAGUUUGUGCCUCUUAUGUACUAGCAAACAUCCAGGUCACUAAGUUAACCAUAAGUUAUAAGAUACUGUUUCAUGCAGACGGUUAGAAGAGCUUUUGGGGUUUCUGGGAUACUUUCAGAACAGCAGUAAGUGUUUUUAAACAACCUUGUGGGUUUUUCAAACAUUGCUGGUUAAUUAAAUCUCCUUAUAUGAUGGUAACAUCUGUGAUCUUAAUCUAUCUAACGCAUGAGAGGCACAGACUGGGGCUAGAACAGCAUGUCCUCAGUGUUAAAACAUUUUGGCACAGCUGACUGUAAUGUAGCUCAACUUUACUUUAACCAAAAUGUAUACACUAGCUAUGACUUUCCAUCUGCAGACAACCAAAGAAAUUCCUCCUAAAUUCCUAUAUUUAGAGGACUUGGGCUGGCUGGAUUUGACAAGGUUCUUCCGUUAAUCCCCACUGAACUAACAGGGCAUUUUCUGGCCUCAGACUUGACUGCAUACCUACUAUCAUGAGUUUGAUCUCAUUUAGCGUCCAAAGAGCUACUGUUCUCUGACAAUCACUGUUCUCCUGCUGACAAACGUGUCAUAGCCUUGCUGUAUUGUUUCUAGCACUUUCAUGCAUCGAUGUAAUGCUCUUUUUUUAAAUUGCCAAGGCCAGAUUGUUAAAAUCUGGAUUAUUUUGUGGAUCUAUGCAACUGUAUGUCACACUGUGCUUUAAACGUGGCAGAUGCGGCCACUGAAGUUUGUUUUCACUACAGGCGGUAGUUACUGUGUAUUCCAUAUAACAAUCAUAGGGCUCGUUUUCUUUGAGUACUUUUUUCUGAAACUGUAACUUGAAACAUGGCAGAAACCCCACCAAUCUUCAAGUAUCCUGUUCUCCAAAAUAUUGAGAAGGCAGUCUUAUAGUCAACACUACUGCUGAUAAUCAAGACAUUUGUGUCUGUUACUCACUGAAUCCAAGAUGCUGUAACUAUUAAUGCUCUUAAACGCACACAGACUUAACUUCAGGCCUCCUUUGAGACACUGCUGAGUCUCAAAAGUUCACCUAAAUAUUGAGUUAUUGCUGUGGGUGAGCAGCUACUUAUGAAGCAGUUUUUCUAAGUGAUUUUAUAUUAGCUAAAUAUAUGAAAACGAGGUUUUUUUUUUGUCUUUGCUGUACAUUAAUAUAUUUAACCUGUGGGGCAGGCGUUUAUUGGAGCUGACGUUUCUUUCUGAUUUCAUGUUUUAAUCUGAGCAAUAUUAAACCAUUUUAAAAUAAGUUUUGUUUCAUAUCAAAGAUGGAUCUUUUCAUGGAUGCAAAUACACUACCAGUCAAGUUUUAGAAAACCUCAGUUUUUCAUGUUUAUAUUGAAAUUUACGUAGUUUGUGUCAAUGUACAAACAAUUGGAGAUAAAAAAAAAAGAAAUGGAAACAAAAAAUAGCCAAAGCAACCACCUCUUGGAGACAUAAGAGCUGAACACACAGUCUUUCUACAAUGGAAAUCAAAA